UCCCCGCCCCGCACUCGCCCCCGCGCCCCCCGAGCCGCUUCCCUGCCGGACCCGGACCCGGGGCUCACGGGCGGCAUGCCUCCGGGAGAGGGGGGCUUGGACAGAUCUGGGGGGGGCAGAGACUGAGUGAGCGGCGGACCGAGCCCGGGAGGCUGGGACCGAGGAGGGGGAGGGAGGCCCGGAGGGAAGGAGGGAGGGAAGGAGGAGGGCGGGCGAGCUGGAGCCGGCGGGCGGCGGGAGCCCGGGCGAGCCGCGUCGGGAGUGCGGUCUCCAUGGCAGUGCCGGGCGCAGCCAGAGUUUGUCCAGGUGGCUGAGCCUUACCCCCACACCCCUUGGGGUGCCCAGAAGAUCCCAGGCUGGUCAAGAACCAGAGGAAGAAGAGAACUGGAAGUCCCGGCAUGGGGACCAGAGCUCCUCAGCCAGCCUCAUAGUUGGGAAAGCAGUCAGCUUGCUCCUCCCGCUCCUCCUCCCCCUCCCCCUCCCCCUUCCCCUCAAUUACAGGGAUACUUCAGGAAGGGCCCCACCCAGUAUGGAGGCUGAGGAUCACCUCUGCUGACCCUCAGUCUCCUCCCCUGCCCUCCACACCUGACUUUAGCUGGGUCGGUCAUGCAAUGCUGAGCAGGAAGGUAGGCCUAGCCGUGGCCUGCUUCACUACAGGGCAAGGAUUGUACGCAUAAUGGGUGUGUGUGUGAGUGGGGCUCCAGGGUGAGACCUAGCCCCCACCCCCAGGAGUUCAAGGGGGGGUGGGGGGACCGAGGAUAGGAUGGCUCGGGGCGGGGCAGGGGCAGAGGAGGCCUCCCUGCGCUCAAACGCAUUGUCCUGGCUGGCCUGUGGGCUCCUGGCCCUGCUGGCCAACGCCUGGAUCAUCCUCAGCAUCUCGGCCAAGCAGCAAAAGCACAAGCCGCUGGAGUUACUGCUCUGCUUCCUGGCGGGCACACACAUACUCAUGGCGGCUGUGCCCCUCACCACCUUCGCCGUGGUGCAGCUACGGCGGCAGGCUUCUUCUGACUAUGACUGGAACGAGAGCAUCUGCAAGGUCUUUGUGUCCACCUACUACACACUGGCCCUGGCCACCUGCUUCACGGUCGCCUCGCUCUCCUACCAUCGCAUGUGGAUGGUGCGCUGGCCCGUCAACUACCGCCUCAGCAACGCCAAGAAGCAGGCGCUGCAUGCUGUCAUGGGCAUCUGGAUGGUCAGCUUCAUCCUCUCCACGCUGCCCUCCAUCGGCUGGCACAACAACGGCGAGCGGUACUACGCCCGUGGCUGCCAGUUCAUAGUCUCCAAGAUUGGCCUGGGCUUUGGCGUCUGCUUCAGCCUCUUGCUCCUUGGGGGCAUUGUCAUGGGGCUGGUCUGUGUGGCCAUCACCUUCUACCAGACGUUGUGGGCCCGGCCCCGGAGGGCUCGGCUGGCCCGGAGAGCGGGGGUUGGGGGUGGGGCCAAGGGGGGUGGGCCAGGGGGUUUGGGUACCCGGCCAGCUUUUGAGGUGCCAGCCAUUGUGGUGGAGGAUGCCAGAGGCAAGCGGCGGUCCUCGCUGGACGGCUCUGAGUCGGCCAAGACAUCCCUGCAGGUCACCAACUUGGUCAGCGCCAUCGUCUUUCUCUAUGACUCACUCACAGGGGUGCCCAUCUUGGUGGUGAGCUUCUUCUCCCUUAAGUCGGACUCGGCUCCGCCGUGGAUGGUGCUGGCUGUGCUGUGGUGCUCCAUGGCGCAGACGCUGCUGCUGCCCUCCUUCAUCUGGUCCUGCGAGCGCUACCGUGCCGACGUGCGCACUGUGUGGGAGCAGUGCGUGGCCAUCAUGUCGGAGGAGGAUGGCGACGACGAUGGCGGCUGUGAUGACUAUGCAGAUGGCCGAGUGUGCAAAGUUCGUUUUGAUGCUAAUGGUGCCACAGGACCAGGGGGCAGGGACCCCACCCAGGUGAAGCUAUUGCCUGGAAGGCACAUGCUGUUUCCCCCUCUUGAGAGGGUCCACUACUUACAGGUCCCCCUGUCCCGCCGUCUGUCCCAUGAUGAGACCAACAUCUUCUCUACACCUCGGGCACCAGGCUCCAUCCUACAUAAGUGGUCAUCCUCUGAUGACAUCCGGGUCCUCCCAGCCCAGAGCCGAGCCCUGGGGGGCCCUCCUGAGUACCUGGGACGAAGACAAAGGCUGGAGGAUGAGGAGGAUGAGGAGGAAGCUGAAGGUGGGGUGGCCAGCCUUCGCCAGUUCCUGGAGGGUGGGAUGUUGGGGUCAGGUGGGGGACCCCCACGGGGUCCUGGCUUCUUCCGGGAAGAGAUCACCACCUUCAUUGAUGAGACACCUCUGCCUUCUCCAACUGCUUCGCCGGGGCCCUCUCCUCGCCGGCCCAGGCCCCUGGGCCUCUCACCCCGCAGGCUUUCCCUUGGGUCCCCUGACAGCAGAGCCGCUGGACUUCCUUUGGGCUUAAGUGCAGGGAGACGCUGCUCCCUGACAGGAGGUGAGGGGAGUGCAAGACCUUGGGGAGGAUCCUGGGGCCCAGGUAAUCCCAUUUUCCCCCAGCUGACGCUGUGAGCCCAAGUGGGCCUGCAGGACUCAGAUGAGGGGCCCUGAGUAUCACCUGUUCUGGCCCUGAGCCUAGGGCAGCUGCCUCCAGACUCCGGGGAGAUGGGCGCUGGAUCUGGGGCCCGGAGCCCCCGCUGUCUCCUAUCUCGAUGACCAGAGAUGUCCUACUCACCUUCCAUCAUCCUUAGCAAAUUGUAUUAAAGCCUGAAGUGUUGCCAUGGAAA
Felis catus (domestic cat) is the source of this 2742-nucleotide messenger RNA. It is a transcript of the gene GPR162, whose product is annotated as G protein-coupled receptor 162. Gene Ontology annotation, cellular component: membrane. Gene Ontology annotation, molecular function: G protein-coupled receptor activity. NCBI's taxonomy places the organism in Eukaryota, Metazoa, Chordata, Mammalia, Carnivora, Felidae. The record is from RefSeq and is a predicted model, not a curated record. Gene Ontology annotation, biological process: G protein-coupled receptor signaling pathway.